Loa loa (African eye worm) is the source of this 162-nucleotide messenger RNA. RefSeq lists its product as hypothetical. The record is from RefSeq and is a predicted model, not a curated record. The transcript is spliced from 2 exons. The coding region runs from base 1 to 162 and encodes 53 amino acids. NCBI's taxonomy places the organism in Eukaryota, Metazoa, Nematoda, Chromadorea, Rhabditida, Onchocercidae.
AUGUUGAAAUAUAAAGAUUCGCACAGAAGUCAAACGUUGAAAUGUAAAGACAGUCCAAUGCAAACUGCAAGCACAUCUGUAUCAUCGUGCAAAAAUAUGAUUCAUGAUAUAGAAAGAUCAUUACAGUCGUGCAUUGAUAAAGGAAAUGGAUCAGCAAUUUGA